Molecule: messenger RNA, 1293 nt
Organism: Pomacea canaliculata
Lineage: Eukaryota; Metazoa; Mollusca; Gastropoda; Architaenioglossa; Ampullariidae
Product: methyl-CpG-binding domain protein 2-like
Exons: 5
Coding region: 93-833 (246 amino acids)
Molecular function (GO): DNA binding
Source: RefSeq, a predicted model, not a curated record
GCGCUUGUGCGCUUGUGCCUGCAGUCGCCAGUCGCUUUCUUUGAGACGCGGACCUGUGUACAAGUUUCAGAAGCCUUUUCUCUCACUGGACAAUGUCUGCUUUACCGCAUGGAUGGAAAAGAGAAGAAGUUGUAAGACAAUCUGGUCUGUCUGCUGGUAAAACAGAUGUGUAUUAUUAUAGUCCUGAUGGAAAGAAGAUAAGGAGCAAACCUCAGCUAGCUCGCCUUCUUGGUGAUGCUUUUGAUCUGAGUGCAUUUGAUUUUCGGACAGGGCGUAUCAUCUAUAGUGCUGUGCGUAAAAGCAAGCGUCAGAAAGGCUCCCCUUUUGACUUUGCAAGAGGCAUGCGGUUAGACACCAGUUUGGUGCUGCCUAUACGCCAGACAGCCUCCAUUUUCAAACAGCCAGUGACUGUAAUCAGAAAUCGCCCAGAAAGCAAAACAAAGACAGACCUUAAACAUGGUGUUCAGGAGCAGCCUCGACAGUUGUUUUGGGAGAAACGUCUGCAGGGUCUGCGAGCCUGUGACAGCAAUGAAGAAGAAAUUGAGUGUAUGGAAUUACCUCGUAACAUGAAUGGUGUUGGUCCAGAGCUUGCUACCGAGAGUGUUCUCCAGAGCAUCUCAGCUGCCCUGCAUCUGAAUGCUGUGCCAGUGACAGGUCAGAGCAGUAGUCGCACAGCUAUUCAGAAAAAUCCUGGGGUCAACAUUGAUGCUAGUCAGCCUCACAUACAACAAAUGUUAGUCUCUGAUGAGGACAUUCAGCGACAAGAACAGCGAGUCCUUGAAGCUCGGCGUCGUUUACAGGAUGCUCUCAAAGAUGAAGGUGUCAGCUGUUAAGACAGUGUAAUUAUGGGAUGGAAAAACAGUGGAAAGCAAUUUCUUGUUUUUCAAAGAGGCUUGAUUUUACAGGUGUUUUAUUAAAGUUAAUAGAUGUGCUUAGCAUUCCUCCCAUAGGAAAGGCAGUUUGGCAGCUGUCACCAUAGAGUAUUGGCUACCCUGGGUUCAGGUCUCAUUUCAGCACAUUGUUCUUGUUCUGCAUGUGGCAUCUGUUUACAAGGCAGGCUGCUUUGCCAUGAUAUAGCCUUAGUUGCUGGCUUUGUGUAAAACACAAGUCCCCCUUGCCCUUCCCUGCCAACCUCUAAUAGCAUGUCUGAAAAUUUCUUUUUUAAAUGCUGAAACUGUGUGUGUGCCUGUACGUGUGCAUGUGUAAUAGAAAGCAAUAUGGAUGACAUUUGCAAUUUAGUGUUUGUAUUUUUUUGGCUGAGGUAGUUGGUAAUAAACUCAACUGAAAGAUAAA